GCGGGGCAUCGGGCGUGCCCGCCCUCUUCCCCCGGCGUGCCCCGCGGCAGGCGCUGACGUGGCUGCCGUCAGCGCCGCCAUCUUGUGGGAGCGAAACCAACGCCUGGCUGGGAGCAGCCGCCGCGGAGGUCUCUGGCCAGUAUCGCUUCCACCUGUCCACAAGCAUGGGGAAUAUCUUUGCAAACCUCUUCAAGGGCCUUUUUGGCAAAAAAGAAAUGCGCAUUCUCAUGGUGGGCCUGGAUGCUGCAGGGAAGACAACAAUUCUAUACAAACUGAAGCUGGGUGAAAUUGUGACCACCAUUCCCACCAUUGGUUUCAACGUGGAGACAGUUGAGUACAAGAAUAUCAGCUUCACUGUGUGGGAUGUGGGCGGCCAGGACAAGAUCCGGCCGCUGUGGCGCCACUACUUCCAGAACACCCAAGGCUUGAUCUUCGUGGUGGACAGCAAUGACAGAGAACGCGUGAAUGAGGCCCGUGAAGAGCUCAUGAGGAUGCUAGCUGAAGAUGAGCUCCGGGAUGCCGUUCUCUUGGUGUUUGCCAACAAGCAGGACCUCCCCAAUGCCAUGAAUGCGGCCGAAAUCACAGACAAGCUGGGGCUGCACUCUCUACGCCACAGGAACUGGUACAUUCAGGCCACCUGUGCCACCAGCGGGGACGGGCUCUAUGAAGGACUAGACUGGCUGUCCAAUCAGCUCCGGAACCAGAAGUGAACCAGACCCCUCCCUCCCCCUCACUUCCUCUUCUCCGCCCUCCGCUUUCCUCUCAUGUGGCAAACGUGCGACUCUGUGGUCCUGAGUGCCAGAAGCUGUCUCCAUGGGUUGGUCACAGUGUGCAUCGCACCGUGCUGUACAUGUGCAGACGCAGCCUGCAGCCAGGUUUUUAUUUAAUGUAAAUAGUUUCUGUUUCCACUGAGGCAGUUUCUGGUACUCCUAUGCAAUAUUACUUAGCUUUUUUAUUGUAAAAAGAGAAUCAACUCACUGUCAGUACUGAGAAGGGAUUUGGGUGUAGGGGCACCUGGCCUCCGGGAGCCAUUGGGCUGUAGACUGGUGUCAGUAUCCAUUUGGUGGUUGGUUUUUAACCCAAACUCAGUGCAUUUUUUAAAAUAGUUAAAAAUACAGGACAAGAACACUUGAACACACAGAACGGAGACUAUGCCUAGUGUAGGUUUUGCAGUAAUGGCCUGAAUGCUAGUCCAUCGGAUCACCUGUUCCCGUGGGGACAGGAGAGAAGGUGACAAACCACCAUCCGCUGCAUGGUCACAGUAGAGCCCCCGUGACUCGCCUGUCUUUGGGUCACCUGCAUUCCAUAGCAUUGUGCUUGUACUUGUGCUCACAUGGUCACCUAGGGGUGGGCUGGGAGCCAUUGUGCGGUGCAGGGCCCGGCUUGUAUUUGGUGUGUGGCCGGGCCAGAUGGCAGCCUACAUACCCAGCUUACUCUUGGGCCCACUUGGACGCGCUGGCAGGAGGCCUGGGUCUCACCAGCAGGAGCGUGUGCAAGCUGGGAGGGUCGAUCCAUUCCAGACCCACAUCCUGGAGCACCCCCAUCUCCAUGUGUGAAGUAGCUUUCUCCCUCAGCCUGCAAGGGUCCGAUUUGCCAUCGAAAGACGACCUCUACUUUUUUCUUUUGUAUUUUGAUAAACACUGAAGAAGCUGGAGCUGUUAAAUUUAUCUUGGGGAAAUCUCAGAACUGGUUUAUUUGGUGUCGUGGAACCUCUUACUGCUUUCAAUACACAAUUAGUAAUCAACUGUUUUGUAUACUUGUUUUCAGUUUUCAUUUCGACAAGCACUGUAAUUAUAGCUAUUAGAAUAAAGUCUCUUAACUAUU
Molecule: messenger RNA, 1824 nt
Organism: Peromyscus californicus insignis
Lineage: Eukaryota; Metazoa; Chordata; Mammalia; Rodentia; Cricetidae
Gene: Arf1
Product: ADP ribosylation factor 1
Exons: 5
Coding region: 165-710 (181 amino acids)
Biological process (GO): vesicle-mediated transport; intracellular protein transport
Cellular component (GO): plasma membrane; cytoplasm
Molecular function (GO): GTP binding; GTPase activity
Source: RefSeq, a predicted model, not a curated record